Molecule: messenger RNA, 2802 nt
Organism: Gossypium arboreum
Lineage: Eukaryota; Viridiplantae; Streptophyta; Magnoliopsida; Malvales; Malvaceae
Product: pollen receptor-like kinase 3
Exons: 1
Coding region: 502-2391 (629 amino acids)
Biological process (GO): protein phosphorylation
Molecular function (GO): ATP binding; protein kinase activity; protein binding
Source: RefSeq, a predicted model, not a curated record
AUUACGUAAUGAAAAUUAUAUUGCAGAGACAUUUUGCUGCUGCAAUUCAUGCUCGUUUAUGGGUUUUGAAGGUGAUGUCCAACGUAUUAGAUUUUAUAGCAAUUACAUGGAGUCUGUUCCCUGUCCGAGAUUGAAGUUAAAUCUUUAAUGGUGUAACCCAAAAUAUCAAUGGCAAAGCAAUGCAUUAACCUUGACAUUGACAAGGUCAAAACGAGUUGCUGGCCCCACUUUCUUCCUUUCAUUCCUGUAAACUCUCCUCCUAUCUCAAACCUCUAUUCCAAUUCCUAUUAUUAGAAUCGAAUCUAACACGCUACCUAUCUGCAUCGUUCAAUGCCUCCUCUCAAAGCCACAUACACUUUACCGGCAUGGCAAACUUGCCUUUUGUCAGGCCAGAGUUAAGCAACCGCAAACACAACCUCCCAAAAAAUAACUUACAGAACCACAUGAUUUCUCCGAGCAGCGGCUCGUUUCUAUCCGGAGCUUUACUAUUUCCGGUCAGUUAUGACCGCUGUUCGCUUCUUCCUUUUCUUCUCCCUUCUAAUUACCAUUUCUUUUCCCUCUCUUUGUUUCUCUCAAUCUGAUGUUGACACUUUGAUUAAGCUCAAGCAAUCUUUCCUACAAGGUGAUUUGAAUAGUUGGAUUCCGGCACCUGGUUCCUCUCCUUGCUUGCAAAAAUGGGUCGGCGUCAUCUGUUCCGGGGAGUCCAUUGUUGGCCUCCAUUUAACAAAUUUACACCUUUCCGGAACCGUCGACGUUCUACCUUUGCUUCAACUUCGUGACUUGAGAUCCAUUAGCUUAAUGAGUAACUCUUUUACGGGUCCAAUCCCGGACUUCAAUAAACUCGGCGCUUUAAAAUCUUUAUACUUAUCUCGUAAUCAGUUUAGCGGUGAUAUACCAAGUGGUUAUUUUUCAUCUAUGAGAUCUUUGAAGAAAGUUUGGUUGAAUGAAAACCAAUUCACCGGCCGUAUCCCCGAGUCUUUAAUGCAAUUACCCCAUCUCUUAGAACUCCACUUAGAUGGUAAUCAGUUUGACGGAACAAUCCCACCAUUGAAAACUUCGAAUGUUCUUAGAUCCCUUAACCUAACUCGUAAUAACUUACAAGGUCGAAUCCCAGAAAGUUUCUAUAAUUUCAGUGCCGCUUCAUUUGAAGAAAACGUAGGACUUUGCGGGAAACCGCUGCCGAAAGAUUGUCAAGGAGCUCCGCCGCCAGUUCCAAGUCCGUCAAGCAAAUUCCUAAAGGAAAACCGAAUCCAUGGCAAGGCAAUGCUUGCUGCCACGACCCUAUUUAUUGUACUGUGUUUCGUGGUAGCUUCCAUGGUUUCCACACAGCGUAGGAAGAAAGAAGAAUUAAGCAUUCCAAGGGGACGUCGAAGGGACGAGCUGCUGCCAACCCAUUUACCACCGGAAUCCUUCCACCGGUUGUCUGUCGAUUCAAGCGGGAGGGGCAGAUCUGGGUCAAAGAGAGACUCGACGGCGUCGCAGCCGACAAUCAAGAAUGCGAUGGCUGACUUGGUAAUGGUGAAUGAUGAGAAAGGUAAGUUGGGGUUGCAGGAUUUGAUGAAGGCAGCCGCGGAGGUGCUAGGAAGUAGUGGCGUAUUGGGCUCUGCGUACAAGGCUGUACUGUCGAAUGGAUUGGCCGUGGUGGUGAAGAGAAUGAGAGGGAUCAAUAGGCUGGAUAAAGAUGAGUUCGAUGCUGAAAUGAGACGAUUCGGGAAAUUGAAACACCCUAAUGUUUUGACGCCAUUAGCCUACCAUUUUAGGAGAGAGGAGAAGCUUAUUGUUUCAGAACACAUGCCCAAGGGCAGUUUAUCAUACGUCUUGCACGGUACUCGAGACGUGGUUCAUGCUAAUUUGAAUUGGCCGACUCGUUUGAAGAUCAUCAAAGGGAUCGCUCGAGGACUCAGUUACAUUCAUACAGAGUAUGCAACAUACGAGGUCCCCCAUGGAAACCUCAAAUCCAGCAAUGUUCUUUUAUCUAAUAAUUACGAUCCAUUACUAAACGACUAUGCCUUUGAACCAUUGAUAAAUGUCACCAAUGUCGCCCAAGCAUUAUUUGCUUACAAAUCCCCUGAAUAUCUCCAGUACCGACAAGUCUCCCCCAAAUCAGAUAUUUAUUGUCUAGGAAUUAUCAUCAUGGAAAUCAUGACAGGCAAAUUUCCUUCACAAUAUCUAAGCCAUGGCGAAGGUGGGAUCGAUAUCGUGCAAUGGGUACAACUAUCAAUAUUACAGAACCAAGCUGAAGAAUUGAUUGAUCCUGAGAUAGCGAACAAUGCAGGUUCAGUUGAUCAAAAGCUUCAAGUCCUUAAAAUCGGAGCUGCUUGCGCUGAAAGUAACCCUCAUAAACGAUUAGACAUGAACGAAAUCAUUAAUAGGAUAGAAGAGGUAAGUUAAAUCCUAAGACAGGCCUUGUUUGCCGUAGUGCACGUAGGUGAGACCGAAAAAGAGUAGCUGAGGUCGCUGGAAAGAUGGAGAUCCAGGCUUCGUUGUUUCCGGUUUUCCGUCGAAGAAAUACAGGAAAAGCAUUUGAAGAUCAAGCCAAAGAAAAUUUUGUCAUUGGCAUCUUCUUUAGUUACCAAUAAUUAAGCCAUAUUAUAUAUAUAUAUAUAUAUAUAUUUUUUGUUACUUUUAUCUGAUUUGUUUAAAAGUUAGGAUAAUGAAGAAGUAUUUUCAAGAAUGAUUAGGAUGUAAUCUUGAAGAAGUAUUUUCAAGAAUGAUUAGGAUGUAAUCUUAGUCAUGUUUUUGUGACACCUCAAUUUGUACUCAGAAAUAGUGAUGUAUUGUUGAUUUCAUUUAAGCUUCAUA